Armigeres subalbatus is the source of this 1118-nucleotide messenger RNA. Its product is annotated as carboxylic ester hydrolase-like. The annotation marks the transcript as partial. Lineage: Eukaryota; Metazoa; Arthropoda; Insecta; Diptera; Culicidae. The record is from RefSeq and is a predicted model, not a curated record. The transcript is spliced from 3 exons.
UCCCCAGUAUCAAUUGAGUUUCCGAUGCAGCAACCAAUCUAAGCAUGUUCACAACCUUUCUGCUACUUGUGCUCCUUGGAGGGAACACUUUUUCGGCAAUGAAUCCUUGUGUCGUGCAGCUAAAUUCCAAUACAAGAGCUGUCGGCAUUCGUAAUGAAACUUUUACCGGUACUCCGCAUUGUGUCUACCUGGGCGUUCGCUACGCACUGCCUCCGACGGGAACCAGACGAUUUUGGAACCCUGAACUGUACACUCCAAGUGGAUCGCAGAAUUAUACCACAUUCGGCAGUAUAUGUCCACAAUGGGAGGACAUGUCCAAGGAAGGCGAAAAGCCCAUAGGCGACGAAGAUUGUCUGUUCAUGAACAUGUAUGUCCCGAAAAAUCUAAAGUCCAGACAACAGAAAUAUCCAGUGUUAGUGUACCUUCACGGUGGGUCCUAUUUGGUAGGAUCUGCUGAGAACUAUUCCAUUUUUGGGGUGGAUCUUUUGAUUGAUAAUGAAGUCUUGGUGAUCGCCGUCAAUUACCGAUUGUAUGUCUUGGGAUUUCUGCGAGUGCCGGAAUGGAAUGUGACGGGUAAUUUUGGACUGAAAGACCAGCGCGCAGCCCUACAGUGGAUUCAAAGAUAUAUAGCGGCCUUCGGUGGAGAUCCCGAUAGAGUUACUCUCAUGGGUCACAGUGCAGGAGCAGCAUCGGCUGCUCACCAUCUGUACUCCGCCAGUUCUCGUGGCCUUUUCCACCGUUUGAUUCUGAUUGGAGGCACAAACAUUAACCCUUUUGCUUUUCGACGCGUCGAGGUCCCGAACAUGAGCGAAAAGCUGAAGACGCGAUUCAACGUUUCUUCUUUGGAAGAACUACAACGACUAAACGUUAGCGAGCUCUAUGGCGCCAGGAUACUUCGAGACGUGUUCUUUUUCAACGAUGUCAUUUCGUAUUUCACUCCUAACCUCGAAGACCCAGCCGAUCCCGAAGCAGUCAUCGCCGAGUCUCCCUAUGAGCUGGUCCGACGGAAACCCGCCAACCAAGUUCCUAUCAUGAUGGGAUUGACUGCUACGGAGAUGGAAAAGAUACAAUUCAAACGCAACGAGUUUUUCGUGGGAAAGAAAGUGCCGAUGAAGCAC